UCAGUGACGUUGCAAAGGGCGACACGGCGGCUGCCAAAGUAAAGAUGGCGGACCUGUCGGGGACCAGCGAGCUGUCAGAGGAGAAAGAAGCAGAUACUGAGCUAAAGAAACGGCAGAAACGACCGUGGGAUGAUCUGCACAAGUCCGGUAAAAUCGGUUUACCUCCGGAACUGCCGGAAACGUUGAGCUUUUACGAUAUAAGCGCUGCCAGGAGAGAAGAACGGGAGCAGCCAGCAGAUCCGUCGUUGACGCGCUUCAUUAGCGCAGAGCUCACCAGAGGCUACUUCCUGGAGCACAAUGAGGCAAAGUACACCGAGCGCAGAGAGAGAGUUUACACAUGCAUGCGUAUUCCCAAGGAGCUGGAGAAGCUGAUGAUCUUUGGCAUCUUCCUGUGUGUGGACGCCUUCCUGUACGUCUUCACCCUGCUGCCCCUCAGGGUGCUGCUGGCCGUGCUCCGCCUCCUCACCCUGCCGUGCUGUGGCUUCAGGGCACGCACAUGCCCCUACUGCAGAAGAAGCAGUGGGUCUCGGCUGCUGCAACCAGCGCAGGUAUGCGACGUGCUGAAGGCUCUGAUCAUGGUGCUGUGCUUCUCCAUGAUGCAUUAUGUCGAUUACUCCAUGAUGUACCACCUGAUCAGAGGACAGUCUGUCAUCAAACUAUACAUCAUCUACAACAUGUUGGAGGUGGCUGACCGGCUCUUCUCCUCCUUCGGUCAAGACAUCCUGGACGCUCUCUACUGGACGGCCACUGAACCCAAAGAACGGAAGAGAGACAGUAUAGGAGUUAUUCCUCACUUCCUCAUGGCCGUCUUUUAUGUCUUCCUCCAUAGCAUCCUCAUCAUGGUUCAAGCCUCCACCCUCAACGUCGCUUUCAACUCACACAACAAGUCUCUGCUCACCAUCAUGAUGUCCAACAAUUUUGUGGAGAUCAAAGGAAGUGUGUUCAAGAAAUUUGAGAAGAACAACUUGUUUCAAAUGUCAAACAGUGAUAUCAAGGAGCGGUUCACCAGCUAUGUUCUCCUCCUCAUCGUCUGUCUCAGGAACAUGGAGCAGUUCUCAUGGAACCUAGACCACCUGUGGGUGUUGUUCCCUGAUGUCUUUAUGGUCGUGACCUCAGAAGUUGCUGUUGAUGUCAUUAAACAUGCUUUCAUCACCAAGUUCAACGACAUCACUGCAGAUGUGUACAGUGAAUACAGAGCCAGUUUGGCCUUCGAUCUCGUCAGCAGUCGACAGAAGAACGCUUAUACCGACUACAGUGACUCAGUGGCUCGCAGGAUGGGCUUCAUCCCUCUGCCUUUAGCUGUUCUGCUCAUCCGAGUGGUAAUGAGUUCGGUGAAGGUGCAGGGAGCUCUGUCAUACACAUGUGUGUUCCUCUGUUAUCUCGGGCUUGUUACACUCAAAGUGUUGAACAGUAUUGUGCUGCUGGGGAAGUCGUGUGUUUACGUCAAGAGGGCCAACAUGGAGGACAAACUGUUUGAGAAGCCCCCCGCCGCUCCAUCCUCCUCUGGGAAAGCCCCCAGCAAAGCUGACCAGGCCAGAUGUCCCACACCUUCAGGUGAAUCCAAGAUGGAGCAGAACCCUGCCGCACCCUGCCCACCACCGUCUUCCUCCUCCUCCUCCUCCUCCUCCUCCUCCUCUUCCUCCUCUGUGACCACCCAGCCGACUCCCAGGACUGACUUGUUUCCUCCCCCUUCCACUGAUCCCUCUCCUGCUGCUCCAGCUAGCCGUCCUCCAACUCCACUACCUGAACAACCAACCCCUUCACUCUCCAAAGAAGAGGAGGGUGAGGCACAAGGAGCCUCUGAACUGAAGCACAGGACUCCCAAAAAAGACUUGCUGGAGAUCGACCGUUUCACAAUCUGUGGUAACCGCAUCGACUGACCAGUGGGCAGCCGUUGAUGUAGCGAUGAACCACUCAGGAAAGACUGAGAGCAACGGGCCGGCUCUCCUGGCCAACAGCAGCAGAAAGCUGAGUAUUUAUUAAAUUCAGUGGCAAUACAGGAAGUUAUUGUGAACAGAAGACGAUCCUGCUGUUGUUGAAGCCUGAAGUCGAGGAAGUUUGACUACUUCGGCAGAGAAAAGUGAGACUGUGGCAGCUCAGUCGUCAGGAUGAACUGUCAUGUUAGUGUGUAUGUGUGUGUGGAUGGUUCAGUAUUUGAAUGUGCAGCUGUGAGAAUGUGUGUGUGUGAAACAGCGUAUGUGUGAGCACACAAGCACUUCCUGUCUGAGCAGCACUGGGACCCGAAAGAAAGAAACUUCUCAGUUCGCUCAGCAGCCUGAAACCAAACUUCCAAACUCUCACAUUUAAAAGGAAACACCUGAAUCAUUCCUCAUUGCUUCAAGUGUUUCCUUUUUCACCUAAUUAAAAUAAAUAUUAAGGUUCAUUUUGUAAGAAAAACUAGCCUCUUUUUUUUUUUUUUUACAGCAGAGCUUUUAUAAUCAGACUGUGAGCUUACUUAAACAAUUCAACUAAGACAUUUAGAUCUGGAAUUAAGAGGUUCCUUCAAUAAUGGACUUGAAGCCAGUGGUUCCCAACCUGAGGGUCAUGACCUGCACAAGGUGUAAUAAGAUAAAUUUGGUUGGUCACGAGGUGAAGCAGAGAAAACAUUCAACUCUUCACACCUCUGGUGACGAGGGGGUCACAAAUAAAAAGGCGAAGUCCCUCCCGUUCUGGUGGACCCCAUGGGACCAUGGUGGUUCACUGGAAGAGGCGGGACUUCAGCUCUCUAUGGUUUGUUUUAAAUGGUCACAACCAAAUCAAAAAGGGUGGGAAACACAGCUCUAAGCAGUCACACACUGACUAUUCAGUCUGAAGUCGGUACCUCCGUGGGACUACAGUAAGUGAAGCAUUGCUUUACUUUCCGACAUCAUUUGAUGUUGAUGUACGAACGCAACUUUUAAUUAGAGCCUUAAGUAGAGCCUUUCGUUUACACAGCCGACAGAUAAAGUCAUUCGCAGCACACACGGCACCUAAAGGACCUUUCAUUAAAGGAACCAGUCAGCGCGCGACGUCAACAGAAGCUGCCGGUCAAAUGCUGCUCAAAGUGCCGACACUAAAUCUGCUGCUUCUACCAGCCGCUUCCAACAGCCAGACGUGUUUCAGAGGUCCAUUUAAAAACUAUGAACAAAGAAAAACUUUAUUUAAUAAAACACUGAAGAUAAUGUUAAUUCUCCUCUUGCUUAGGGAACAUUUUUCAAAUCGCUUUAUACAGAAUAUAUUAGACUACAAAUCAUCUAAUCUUUAGAAAAGAGUCUUCACUUUGUCCCCCAAGGAUUAACGUCACAUUAAUUAGCCGGAGUCAUUUCAAGUCAUUUCUUUCAUUCUAAAGAAGGUUUGCACUGAUGGACCGUAUUGUCUUAAAUACGACGGGUCACGUUUCUCAUUCGACUCUCAAGUAAUGAUCUAAUGUUUACAUCGUAGAAAAUAGAAGCAAUAUUUACACAACAAAAUGCCUUUUUUUUGCAUGUGCGUUUUUACAUUUUGUUGACUGGCCUUGUAAAAUCAUUUGCUAUGAUUAAAAAAUGUACUUUUAUUGCAAUGACAAAAUCUAUAAAUGACAUAUAUCAUCCAGCUUUCAUUUGUCACCCAUGUAUGUAAUUGAGUGGAAAAUAUAAUAUAUAAUAUUAUUAUUUUAUCAGUUUUACAAUUAAAUGCCGAGCCAUAAUGUUCAAGCAGCCAAAUAUUGAAUUUGUGUAAGAACUCAAUGACUUUUGUUAUCUGAUCCAAAGUGGUUAAUAAUGGUACGUUGUGAAGCACAUUAUACUUUGUGCCGUCUUUACAAGGUUAAACUUUGCAUACAGGUAUUUUACAGCAGCCGCUCUGUGCAGCGAGCUGAGUAGUUUUAGCAGAAUUAUAUAGACAAAUACAUUACUUGUACAAGAUAUAAUUAUUGGGGUUCAAAUCAAACUAAAUGCUGGUAAAUUUUAACAUAAUCUACGAAAGAAAUCACUUCUCUUUGAGUUAAAGUUUCUUCACUCUUAAUUUUGUUUGCGUGUCUGCCUUGUUAAUCACACAUAUAACACAGUAAUAUAUUUUAAAGGUUUUUUUUAAACAAGCUGUGAUGAUGUAAAGUGGAGCCUCAUAAUUUACUUUAAGUAGAAAGAAGAUGUAUAUAGAAUGUAAACACAUCUACAGUUUGAUUCUGUUUUAAAAGGUUGUUUAUAUUGUUCAUUGUAAUAAGGAAGAUUGUUCUAUUUUUGGAGCUGCCGAUUGUGAUAUGAUAAUAUUUUAUGCGCAUGAAAUCUGAUUCUCCUCAGUCCUUCAUGUGGUUUUGGGAAAUGUCUCGUCUCCACUGGCCUGAGCUCAGUCUUGUUGUGGUCUGUCCGGCUCACUGGUCCAAGUCCGGACAGGAGAUCAACCUGAACCUGACUGGACCACAACUGGACCACAACUGGGCUCAACCAAGCUAAUGGAGACGAGGCAAACGUGUUCGAUGGUCCAGUACACUGCCUGCUUUGUUGCUUCAUUUUGGUUCCUUAUUUAAUUCCUACCUCGAUAUUGUAUGAAAAUGACCCCUUUUGGAUUAAUAAAAGUUUGUUUCUUAAA
Sebastes umbrosus (honeycomb rockfish) is the source of this 4545-nucleotide messenger RNA. It is a transcript of the gene tapt1a, whose product is annotated as transmembrane anterior posterior transformation 1a. Lineage: Eukaryota; Metazoa; Chordata; Actinopteri; Perciformes; Sebastidae. Gene Ontology annotation, cellular component: ciliary basal body; endoplasmic reticulum membrane. The record is from RefSeq and is a predicted model, not a curated record. The transcript has 15 exons. The coding region runs from base 45 to 1880 and encodes 611 amino acids. Gene Ontology annotation, biological process: maintenance of protein localization in endoplasmic reticulum; positive regulation of cilium assembly.